Messenger RNA from Aureobasidium pullulans EXF-150, 415 nucleotides. RefSeq lists its product as uncharacterized. The transcript has a single exon. The coding region runs from base 147 to 371 and encodes 74 amino acids. The record is from RefSeq and is a predicted model, not a curated record. NCBI's taxonomy places the organism in Eukaryota, Fungi, Ascomycota, Dothideomycetes, Dothideales, Saccotheciaceae.
UUUACGACGCGCGACGCGACUUUCGACACUACCUUCCGGCUACACCACCACCACCCAGCCUCCUUUGCAGUGCACAGACGCAUCACAUCGCUGGAUAUUCGACUUUACGGCCGUGUACCUGGUGGAUCGGGUGCCUUCAUCCUGUCAUGGAGUCUGGCGGCCUAUCAGAUCGAGCCAAGGGCUACAUUUACGGCAAUGAUCUCUUGAUGGGCUUUGCGUUUGUGGUUGUCGCGACUCGCUUCUAUUGCCGGAUGCGAAUGGGAUCCAAGCGAGGCCUCUGGUGGGAUGACUUGUUCAUAAUGCUUUCAUUCGUACGUGGGUCAUGCUCAAUGCGUGAGACAUGUUCAUCUUUGGCUUACCAAGCUGGAUAGAUUUUCGCCGUGGGAUUUGGAGCUACAGUCAACGUAGCGAUGGG